GGUCAUAUAAAGGAUCGCCAUUUUUUGGACACUUUCCGCAAUUACCAUCGUCUAUUCUUUAUUUCUUAUUUUUGGAAAACAUAUUUACAAAAUAAUAAGUAUAAUGGAUCCUCUUACUCACUUGUCGGAAGAAGCUUUGCUUGAGGAUUACGAUGAGACAAUGGAGGUGGACUCAGCUGCGACGACUACUACUACAGGUUCUACCAGCCAGUCUGAAGUUGUCGCUGUCAUCGAGAGCUCAACAGCCAUCGUGGUCACUGACCAAGAGGUCCCUUUGACCUCACCUGAAAAUUCCUCUGCCCCUGCAGUGGUACCGGCUCCUGACGCCAACAUAACUACAAAUCCUGACCCAGUAUCAGGUGCCGUGGAAGCCUCUGGUUCGAAUCCGGUCGGGAAUUCGCGAAACCUUGCUAAAAAUUGUCGCAUUUGUGAUCGCAAGCAUCAAUUGUCUUCGUGUCGAAAAUUCAUAAAUAUGACUUGUGAAAAGAGAAUUAGGAUGGUGCUACUACACCAUUAUUGCUCUCGUUGUUUUUCCGCAAAUCAUAUUUCCCGCGAUUGCUCAAGUCAAGGAUGUUGUAAAACAUGUAAAGGAAAACAUCAUUCGAUGUUACACUAUGACAAUAACGUCGCGGCGAAACAAAUGAAAUCCAAAAAACGCUCGCGAACUAGCGAUCCUCGACCUGCUGUUUCGAAUGAACUUCCGUCAAUGCCAUUGUUUCACCCCGUGUCGUUUUCUCCAACGGCUACUGUUUUGCUGCUCAUUUCGGACAAGAGCAUUCGGGUACGGGCAGUUUUAGACCUUUGCUGUAGCAUGAGCUAUAUUUGCUCAAGUUUAGUGGCAAACCUAAAGCUGCCCGUCUCCACCGUUAAUGAAGAAAAAUUUUGCAAAGUCAAUAUAUGUUCUCUUUAUGAGGCAUCGCGACAAAUUUCAUUGACGGUAAAGGUAAAAACAAUGCAUGGCAUAAAAACUCCUGUAGAAACGGUUUCGGACACUAUAAAAGAUCAUUUUGAGGGUAUGCAAUUGGCAGAUCCGAGUUUUAAUAUGUCCGGAAAAGUCGCGCUCGUAAUUGGUCCUGAGGUAGCACCGCAAAUUAUGAGAGGUAAAAUCUAUUCGAACCCGGGACUUCCUAUGGCUCAAUACACCAUCUUUGGUUGGGUCAUUUCUGGCCAAGCCCCUCGUUAAGGGCCCAGUUCAUGGUCUGAUUCAAAACCAUACUCUCUUGAGUGCAGUAUGUAGUCUGUGUCAAACUACAUCCCAUAGACCUUGUUCUAUGGGAACCUUUUUAUUUAUAUCUACAUAUGUACCAGCUGGU
Calliphora vicina (urban bluebottle blowfly) is the source of this 1313-nucleotide messenger RNA. RefSeq lists its product as uncharacterized. Bases 104 to 1183 code for a protein of 359 amino acids. The transcript is spliced from 2 exons. The record is from RefSeq and is a predicted model, not a curated record. NCBI's taxonomy places the organism in Eukaryota, Metazoa, Arthropoda, Insecta, Diptera, Calliphoridae.